Phytophthora nicotianae INRA-310 is the source of this 153-nucleotide messenger RNA. RefSeq lists its product as hypothetical. The record is from RefSeq and is a predicted model, not a curated record. NCBI's taxonomy places the organism in Eukaryota, Oomycota, Peronosporomycetes, Peronosporales, Peronosporaceae. Bases 1 to 153 code for a protein of 50 amino acids. The transcript is spliced from 2 exons.
AUGCACAUCAAAGAAAUCUCCCAGUGCACGAGCAUUUACACUACGGUGCAGCUUGUAAUGUUCGACUCGCUAAGCGCAGUACUUGCUGCAUCAGACGAUGCGACUGCCAAUCCGUCGCAGCUCACGGACAACCACGCUUCACACAGCACCUAG